AUGAUAUCCUUUGGUAAGAGUGUGUUCAUCUAUCUAUCUAUCUAUCUAUCUAUCUAUCUAUCUAUCUAUCUAUCUAUCUAUCUAAUCCUUUCCCUUUCACAUCUAUCUAUCUAUCUAUCUAUCUAUCUAUCUAUCUAUCUAUCUAUCUAUCUAUCUCAUCCAGUGCCUUUCAUUAUCUAUCUAUCUCAUCCUUUCCCUUUCAUUAUCUAUCUAUCUAUCUAUCUAUCUAUCUAUCUAUCUAUUCUAUUCUAUUCUAUUCUAUUCAUAAUCUAUCUACCUAUCUAUUCUUUCAUUAUCUAUCUAUCUAUCUAUCUAUCUGUCUAUCAAAUCAGUCUGUUCAUAUCUAUUUAUUCGGUUCCAUCUACUUUCGACAGAAAACUUCAAAUAAAACAAGCUUAUGUUUAUCUAUCUAUCUAUCUAUCUAUCUAUCUAUCUCAGUCUAUUAAUAUCUAUCUACAUCCAACUCUCUCUUCUGGUCAAAUCUGUCUCAAUUUCUAUCUAUCUAUCUAUCUAUCUAUCUAUCUAUCUAUCUAUCUAUCUAUCUAUCUAUCUUUUCAUAUCUAUCUAUCUAUCUAUUUAUGUAUCUAUCAAUCUUUUCAUAUCUAUCUAUCUAUCUAUCUAUUCAUCCAUCUCAGUCUAUUCAUAUCUAUCUAUCUAUCUAUCUAUCUAUCUAUCUAUCUAUCUAUCUAUUAUAUAUCUAUUUAUAUCCAUCUUUUUUUUUACUCUCGCCCUACAGAUAUGCGUAUAGGAACCCUUUAUCGAAAAUAUCAUCGUGACACGUCCAACACACGUAGGUGGGGUGUAAUACCAAUCAUUACCCGGCCUACGGUCAGGGAUCAAAGUGUAAUAAAUGUUCUUUAUUCCUUUUUAUAA
Messenger RNA from Acanthosepion pharaonis, 873 nucleotides. NCBI's taxonomy places the organism in Eukaryota, Metazoa, Mollusca, Cephalopoda, Sepiida, Sepiidae. The record is from the annotation of a GenBank genome assembly.